GUUUCGCCGCUGGCUCAAUGGAGAGAGCUUGUUCAAGGAGAAGCAGAUCAAACAGGAAUGGCACCCCGACAAGUUCAAGGAGGCAGUCAGAGAGGUGCUAAGGAACGAAGAUGAUCAGGAAGACAUUGAGCACACCAAGCGGCUCCAGGCCUGCAUGGACCGUGUCAAGCAGUACUCGUUGACACAGGGCAGCAAUCGUCUCACCAGGGACACAUUUCCCGGCCUGAUGACCAUGAAGGAUUACGGUCCCCUGCGUAUCGCGUUCAUGGGCCGGCCCAACACUGGAAAGAGUCACACUGCAACAUACUGCGGCUGUUUGAUCAGGCAGCCACUGAAGAGGUGUUUUCAGCGGGGGAAGGAGACGCAAGGGUGCGUGAAACAACGUUGACAACCGACUCCAAUGGGGAGAUCAUUCUACGCAACAGUCGAGGUAGUGGGGAGAAGCUUGGACUCGACUCGGAGGUUCUCGUCUUGGAGGCCAUUCUCACCAACAAGCUUCACGCUAGCGACGAGUGCUACGAGGAGAAAAUUCGCCACAAUGACAACAGUCCCAUGGCCGAUCAAUGCCACGGUGUGAUUUUCAUCAUCACUCCACGAGGGUGUGGCGAAGAACCCUCCCCCAAGCCCGGGAGUCACACAGAGGAAUCAUUUUGGAGUGGCUUCCAGCCACUUCUCAAGCAACUGGAUCUUUGUCCGGUCACCUGCGUGACACACAUCCGAGAGGGAGAUCCGCCACAUGACUUGCUGGAAGGCUGGAAGAAUGUUCCUCAUGCAACACAGCUUGUCGGUUCAUCCCGAAACAACGUGUUCCCCAUCGAGAACAUGCAUCCGAUGACAGACAAGACGGCAGUGUUGAAGCGCCUUCGUCAGGAGCUGCUCCUUGCGCUGUUGGAGGUUAUUUACCAGGCUGAGCAGCGGCUGCACCGAAUCGAGUUAAGGACCCUGAGAGAGACGGAUCGCAGCGCAUAUGUCAAAACACAACCCAAGUACGCCGUGGCCCGGUUCAUUCACAGCACAGCUGAAAAGUAUGCUUGGCCAUCGCAUCGUGUGGCGACGAUCGAGAAUGCGCUCCGUGACCAGUGGUUGGCCCUGGGGCUGGCGCGGGAUGAGGACUACUUGACUCCGGAGCACUUCAUUCGUAUGAUGUCGAUGGCGGCCGUGUGCCAGAAGGUGUUCAGGUCAAAGUCUCAGCUCAAGCAGAUUGCCGCCGAGUUGGACAGCUUCCGACGUUGCUGGAGGGUGUGAUGACGACUAGUUGGCGAUGAUGUUCAUGCGGAAUUCAUUUCACGUCACACUGCACUGGUAUGGCACUCAUUGCGUGAUCCGCUCACGCCGUGCCCACUGCCCAGACCGUAACACGCUAGGAUUUAAUGCUGAUUACGAGUUCAUAUCUACUAAUACGCUUCUACUGCUUUUCCUAUGCCAUAUACGGGCAAGUGUACAUGUAGUGUGUGUGCAUGGUGCCCGAUCCAUGUUUUCUGCCUAUGCCCCUGUCGCGUCAUCUGCAGCUGUAGUCGCUCCGGAGGCAUCCACUGUGGCUGACUGGAUAUUGUAUGAGGAUUUGAAUGUUGUUUGAUUGCUCGCCAUGGCCCGGUUUUUCUUUUGUUUCCCCGGGCCUUUUUUGAAGUUAUUUGGAGCAGCUGGCCCAGUUUCUGCUUUGUUGGGUGAUUUUGCCCGUAAAAGAGGCCAUUUCACUUUGAGGGUCCAUGUUUGAAAUUGUGAUUGUCGUUGUUUUCUCGAUUAUUGCUUUGGAUUUCGUUUCUACAUUGCCUUGCUUUCCACCUUUUUGCUAUCCCACCUUUGUGUUCUAUCCAAUAAAGCCUUAAAGGCGUUGUAGACGA
This is a messenger RNA of Sycon ciliatum, 1841 nucleotides long. RefSeq lists its product as uncharacterized. NCBI's taxonomy places the organism in Eukaryota, Metazoa, Porifera, Calcarea, Leucosolenida, Sycettidae. Bases 553 to 1245 code for a protein of 230 amino acids. The transcript has 6 exons. The record is from RefSeq and is a predicted model, not a curated record.